AUGGAAACUUCCAGGUCUUUUCAAUCACAGCCUGUCCAGGAGUUUGAACCUCCGUCUGCGGCGAUUCUUGGACGGGUGGGGGCAUGCCUCCCAUGUCGAAGGAGGAAACAACGCUGCAGUUCUGAUAAACCUGCAUGCGAGCAAUGCGUUCGUGGAAAUAGGGCUGGGGAAUGCAUUUACGAGCCAAAGAGAUUCACCAAGGAGGAGAGGCUACAACUCCGUGUUGAGGAACUGGAAGCCAUGAUAAAUUCGUACAACAUCCAAAGUCGCGAUCAUUCUAGCUCACCUCAAUCUUUGUCAUUCGGCAUGCAGCCCCAGACCGCGUCCUCCCCAGCCUCCUCGGCGUCGGAAAUCCAUGUUCUCCUUGGUAAGGCCAGACUCAGUCCAGGGUCAUCCUCUCAACUGGCAGCGCUGCCCCCAGGCAAGCAGCACUACACUCCGCGUGCCAGCACCUCAUUUGCUGGGGGAUCCGAAGAAUGCAGUUCGCUUCUGGUGACAAACGAGACCACUUCUCAUUUAUUUGACACCUUCUUUACAUACUCCUACCAGUUUAAUUUCCCGUACCCGGAACAUGCUUUUCGUCAAUCGUUUGCCUCAUACUCUGCACCAUCUCCUGCACACCCUCACCCGGCCCUCUUGAACGCCAUUUUUCUGAUUGGGUGCAAAUGGUCUGACUCUCAAAACAUGAGCGACUUGGAGCCCAUUUUCCUCUCGCGUUCCCUGCGUCAUUUGGACGAGAGUCUUGCUUUGGUCGAUAGGUUACUUGAUUUCCUUGUGGCGACCACCCUCAUCAGUCGCUACAGUUUCGUCGUGGGAAGAGAAGCCAGAGCAACUUAUAUGGCAUCAUCUGCAAUGACGUUUUCCAAGAGUUGCGGUCUCCACAGACUGCCCAGAAAGCUCGGCGAUACCACACUUUACGAUGGUACAACAUACCUUCUGCCUCCUCCGCAGACUGAGCAAGAACUGACGCUGAGGAUCAGGGUAUGGUGGAGUAUAUAUUUGCUGGACAAAGACGCGUCUCUAUUCACUGGGCUUCCCACAAAUAUAGCUGAUGAAGAAAUAUAUUCUCCUUGGCCGAAUCCGAUGAGGUUAUUUUAUGGAAAAACCCACUCGCAAGGGCUCAUUGGUACCAACCGGACCGCAGCACCGAAUGCGAAUACCGGCAUCCCCCUAUAUCAUGUUGGCAUCUAUGAACAAAUCAUGGAGUACAUGGACGAAGACGAUGUUUCGGCCAUGGUUCUAUUCUGCGUGAAGGCAAAAGCGAUGUCUCUGCUUCAUGCCUGUAUGCGAGAGUCGAGGAAAUUAUCACAGAAUCCCAUCAACGCUGAUUGGCAAUCAUUCUGGAAUACCUAUCAUGAGCUCGACACCGCUCUUACCGCAUUCCAGAAACAUCUUCCCCCACUCAAUGUGAAGGGCGAACUUGAUGGAGCUACUAUUGCCGCACACUGGAGAUUCCCGUACCCACAAUCUCAGAGUCGCAUAGAAGAUAGAGCGAUCAAUAUCACACGACACUUGCAUACAUUCUUGUUUGCACAGUCCUGUGUAUAUGGGGCAACCAUAGCGCUGCACGGGAUGCUAGCGAACAGCAACGAAAAUGAAAGAGCGCUCGUCUCAGGUACCGCCGGGAAAAUGGCAGAACUCGCCAGAUUAUUCGCAUUGGGCGACAGUUUCAGCGAAGCUUCUGGCAGCACUGGUGCAGUCAACGUGGCUGAAAGAACGAUAUAUCUAUUUGUGGCACCUGUGUGGAAUUCGGCACUGCUCGUUCUACGGCGUGAUCUUGAGCUCGCAGCUUCAUCCCCCGACCCUUUGCGGCGUUUCCCAGUGCAGGUCUCGUCACCAGGCGACAAGAGGCGAUUGCUGAAAGAGCAAGCCGAAAUCUUGACCAGGGCCUUGAUGAAACUCAAACGAUUCUAUGUAUCUCUAAGUACGUCAAGCGUCUUCCACCUUAAUGCGACUCUAAUCGUGAAUUUGAUAGACGUUCAGUGA
Messenger RNA from Cantharellus anzutake, 1986 nucleotides. RefSeq lists its product as uncharacterized. Gene Ontology annotation, molecular function: DNA-binding transcription factor activity, RNA polymerase II-specific; zinc ion binding; DNA binding. Gene Ontology annotation, biological process: DNA-templated transcription; regulation of DNA-templated transcription. NCBI's taxonomy places the organism in Eukaryota, Fungi, Basidiomycota, Agaricomycetes, Cantharellales, Hydnaceae. Gene Ontology annotation, cellular component: nucleus. The record is from RefSeq and is a predicted model, not a curated record. The coding region runs from base 1 to 1986 and encodes 661 amino acids. The transcript has 10 exons.